AUGUCCGGAAAAGAGAAGUCGAAAUUCGAUGAAAUGGCGAAGGCGGAUAAAGUGCGCUAUGAUCAGGAAAUGAAGGAUUACGGACCAGCUAAGGGAGGCAAGAAGGAGAAGGACCCUAAUGCCCCCAAGAGACCACCGUCUGGAUUUUUCCUAUUCUGCUCUGAAUUCCGCCCCAAGAUCAAGUCUACAAACCCUGGCAUCUCUAUUGGAGAUGCGGCAAAGAAGCUGGGCGAGACGCAGGAUAACCUAAGUGAGAGUGAGAAGCAGCCAUACAUCAAGAAGGCAGCGAAGCUGACGGGGAAGUUUGAGAAGGAUGUCGCAGACUGUGAGUCUAAAGGGCGGUUUGAUGGCGCCAAGGGUCCCGCUAAAGUUGCCCGGGAAAAGGUGGAGGAGGAGGAGGAAGAGGGGGAGGAGGAGGAGGGAGGAGGGAGAGCGUGA
Rangifer tarandus platyrhynchus (Svalbard reindeer) is the source of this 438-nucleotide messenger RNA. NCBI's taxonomy places the organism in Eukaryota, Metazoa, Chordata, Mammalia, Artiodactyla, Cervidae. The record is from the annotation of a GenBank genome assembly.